Zychaea mexicana is the source of this 772-nucleotide messenger RNA. RefSeq lists its product as uncharacterized. The record is from RefSeq and is a predicted model, not a curated record. The transcript is spliced from 3 exons. Bases 101 to 688 code for a protein of 195 amino acids. Lineage: Eukaryota; Fungi; Mucoromycota; Mucoromycetes; Mucorales; Lichtheimiaceae.
CAUUUAAGAAAGUAAAGUCGCUGAUUUUGGAUUCAAUGUCGUGCAAAAAAAUUGUGCGUUCAAUAAAAAAAACCAAUCACUUUCAUACAUCGAUCCAAACAUGGCUGAAUCGUCUCAUUCGUGCAAUAACAAAGGCGCCAUAGUUUUGUUAAAAAAGCUAUGCCCGGAUUGUGAGGAACCAUUCAGCAGAUUUCAAAAUAUGAAAAGGCACAUAUUCACUAAGCACGGCAAGGAUCUCACAACACGUUCGAAGAAAGACCAUGGCAAAUCAACAGACGGAAUUCCAGUGCAUGUCUACAACACAAGCAACGUGAAGAAAUACACACAAGAAGGCACAGCAAUCAUUGUUAAAUUCGCUUGCCCAGGUUGUCGCGACAUAUUUAAAACUGUUUCAGAACUCGCGCAUCACGUCGACAAUAACCAUGUAAAAAGAGCGCCAUCGCUUGAAAACCUAUCUCCUGGAGACAAACGAUGGGUCCUGGAUGGUCACGAUGUUUCAAGCCAAUUCCACGAAUAUCGCCGAUCUUGUAUUACUGCGUCGCAGAAACCGUUUCAAGAAAGUCACUUCGAAAGACUUCUUCUAAGUUGUAUCGAUCUCUUUCAGAUACCCGUUGUAUCUCUCAAAGCUGAAGAGCCAAAAUCCGUACAAGGGGCCGAUCAAGGAUCGUCAUAUCCAGAUGCAUAUUAAACGGCAUGCGUUGACAAAAAGUAGCCAAUUCUGAAGCAAACGAUCUUCGAGGUGUCCCUGCAGCACAAAAGUCGGGUGGGAGGA